Messenger RNA from Desarmillaria tabescens, 951 nucleotides. RefSeq lists its product as uncharacterized. Lineage: Eukaryota; Fungi; Basidiomycota; Agaricomycetes; Agaricales; Physalacriaceae. The transcript has 19 exons. The record is from RefSeq and is a predicted model, not a curated record. The coding region runs from base 1 to 951 and encodes 316 amino acids.
AUGGCCGAAAGCGACCAAGAGGUGGCAGGACAGGCUUGGGCUGUGGCGUGGGUCGCAGCUGCCUGUGCGACUUGCAUUGUGUACGACCACCUUAUUACUUUUGGGGAAGAGUGUAAUCAUAUUUGGCCGGCACGAAUGACUUUGGCUCGCGUCCUUUUCUUCGUGAACCGAUACGUCGUAGAGGGCAUGUUACUGUUCGCCUUUAUCGGUAAGGACGCGUCUGUGCACUCAUCCAAAAAACUGAUCCGGCCCAAAAUAGCCGUAGGGUUCGGUAAUCUGUCAACUUCAUUCUGUACCUUCUACCUUCGGUGGUUGAGCGUUAAUUUGACCGUUCAAAAUGCGGUGGUGCAAGGGAUCCUCGUUCUACGUGUCUGGGCACUCUAUCGGGGCAAUAAGCCGGUGAUAGGGUUUGCAUUCUUUCUCUACUUUGGUGUCUGUGCAACCUUGGUUGGCCUGACAGUCACAGAUUAUCUUGCGGAGAGUGUAGACGUGGAUAAGGUGGUUGCACUACCGGGUUGCUACGCAGAUAGUCUUCCUUCCAUGCUUGCUGGCUACUGGAUCACACCUCUGGCCAUCGAGAGCUAUCUAUUCAUCAUGGUGUCCGCCCGAGCUUUUGUUUACUGGAAGGCAGGUGAAUCCGCCCCUACCAUCCUAAAUCUAAUGGCUCGUGAUUCGAUGAUUUAUUUCGCAAUAAUACUUGCUUUAUUAUUAGGAAAUCUUCUCAUGUUUUUAUUGGGUCCGCCCUUCUUGUCUAGCCUGCUGGUCAAUCCUUUAAGCGCGGCUAGUUGCAUCCUGGGUUCCCGUAUGCUCCUAAACCUUCGGAUCGCGAUCGACCUCCAUCCUUCGCGCUCAGAAUUAGAAAUACCGCGUAAUACACGCCAUGGAUCCUCAGAAUAUCCCAGACAUUUACACGCACCGGACAUCGUGGACGAAUCUGAUUCCCUCUCGUGA